CACAGCCUGGGUGACUUGGUCAAAGAAGAUCUCCAACCUCAACUGGUCAGUCAGAACUUGUGUCUGUUUCUUAUUUCCAGGUAUUCAUAGGGAUUGACUGCUUUUGAGCACUGAAAGCAAUCAAACACACCUGAGUCUGUGUGAAGAUUUAGAAUUUUUGUAGAGAAAAUGGCCAAGGUAAAUUUGAGCGUAGUGGCUUUGGGGAUCACACUGCUCCUGUUAGCAGGGACAUGGGCCCAGAAUCCCAAGAAGAGGCUGGCACCUCCAAAACCUCCCAAGGGUCAGUGUUGCGAUGAGGUGCGCUCUCUCAAAGUUCAGGUGGCAAAUCUGACCAGUCUCCUCGAGGAGCUGAGUCGCAAGCAGGAGACAGACUUGAUGAACGUUGUGAGGCAAAUAAUGGACCUGGACUCGCAGAACCGUCAGCAAGAAGCCCGGGUCACGGAGGCAGAGAGCAAGUAUUCAGAGAUUAACAACCGUGUGGAGAUCAUGCAGCUUCAGACCCUACAAUCUGCCACUCAGACUACAACAGACGCCAUAUAUGACUGUGCAUCACUCUACACCAAGAACUACAGAAUCUCUGGCGAGUACAAACUGCCAAAAGAUGAGUUCCUGGGAACCCCUGAGCUGACUGUGUUCUGUGACAUGGACACAAACGGAGGUGGCUGGACUGUGAUCCAAAGGCGUAAAGUCGGCCUGACAUCAUUCAACCGAGACUGGAAGCAGUACAAAAACGGAUUUGGAUCCAUUCGCGGAGACUUCUGGCUGGGAAAUGACCACAUCUUCCGUCUAACAAGGCAGCCCAGUAUGCUCAGGAUUGAGAUGGAGGACUGGGAAGGAGAGACUCGCUAUGCUGAGUAUGGCUUUUUCACUGUGAGUAAUGAGCUCAACAGCUACAAGCUAUUCCUUGCAAACUACAGUGGGAACGCUGGAGACUCUCUGCGCUACCACAACAACACCAACUUCAGUACCAAGAACAAGGACAAUGACAAAUGUGUGGAUGACUGUGCUUCUCUGCGCAAAGGUGGUUACUGGUACAACUGCUGCACUGACUCAAACUUGAAUGGCGUCUUUUACCGCUACGGCAAGCACAUGAAGAACUCAGAUGGGAUCACUUGGUAUGGCUGGCAUGGGUCCAACUACUCCCUCAAGAAAGUGGAGAUGAAGAUCCGGCCUGUGGGGUUUCAACCUUAAGUGCUUUAGCGGUGUGUCCUGAAUCAAGAUCAUGUGCGUGAAUGCAGAAAGAUCUCACUAAUACCUGUCCACCCAAAUUGUGGCUUUCCCUUGACUGGGAAAGGAAUGAAAAUGUUGUCUGUAAUGGUGUGGUUAAGUUUCAAAUGAAUGUGUAAUGUUUUUACCAUGUUUGAUUGUAAAUUGUAGUUCAUUUUGUGUAUUUAUCAGUAAAAUAUUUUAUUUUUUAAAAGCUUUGAUAGAUGCUCUUUCACCACUGUCCCAUAUGGGUAACUGGAUUUUGAUUCCUUCUCUCAUUUGACUUGAAAGCACUAGGAAGUACUUUUCAGUUAACACGAGCGAUUUAUGAGUAAGUCCUAACUGGUAUAAUCUGGUGCAGACAUAAGCCAUUAAGGACUUGUAGGAAGGAUCUUUGUGAGUUGCUGGAAUGGGACCAACCACCAAUGGUAUUUCUUACGAAUUAUGCUGCAUUUUAUUGUAAAACCCUAACCAUUGAUGAUGGAAAUGUCUCAAGUUGUAAAAUGUGUACAGCUCUGUAAUUUUGUUGUUUUAUGUGAUAGAAA
Messenger RNA from Scomber japonicus (chub mackerel), 1751 nucleotides. It is a transcript of the gene angptl7, whose product is annotated as angiopoietin-like 7. The coding region runs from base 169 to 1191 and encodes 340 amino acids. Lineage: Eukaryota; Metazoa; Chordata; Actinopteri; Scombriformes; Scombridae. The record is from RefSeq and is a predicted model, not a curated record. The transcript has 5 exons.